CUCAACCACCACCGCGCCACCGAUCGUUGUUUGUUCGCCGACCGGCGAUCACCAUUUUUCGUACACUGAUCACUGAUCAGUCGACGGUCGUCAGUCACUCGUCUCUUUUCUGUCUGUCGUUUGGUGUAUGUGUCGCACAUCUAUUUUAAAACAAACCGCUGUAUGAUUUUCCGCGUUUUAUCGGUGCGGUCAUUUUCUUAGUUCGGGUCUUUUCCUUUCCGACCUACGCCGCCGAAACGACCAUAGAUCAUCUACACAAUACCACAGUUGGACGACAAAGACUUCACCAUAAACUUUAGCAACGACAUUACGUGAACUUACAGAUAAGCGCAACAACAGCUUACGAAUAUUAUAAGUCCACCAUGUCUUCUUCAGUAUGUUUGUAUUUCAUGAGGGGAUCAUGUCGAUUUGGCAACCGUUGCUGGAACUCUCACGAUCUGGGAUCCAUCCGCUCUGACAGCCCGUUCCAGAUUCAAGCGGAAUCCUCUGAUGAUGAUGAAGAAAUCAGCUUUCCUGUGGCGGCAAGGAGAGAAACUACUCCAAUGAUAGCUUCACCAAGUAGUAGUGCAUCUAGACCUAGACAAAGAAAUCAAGUUCUUCCCAAUACAGCAAAGAAGUCACCAGAAACUAAUAAAACAGCAACCCAAGAUAAGUGGAGCUUAAAAAAUAAUAAUACUGGGGAGACGAGAGAAGGUACUCCUGAUAGUGUGUUAGUAGAAACAGUAAAAAAAUUAAAUGAAGCUGAAAAUUUAGUUAUAUCACUUCGUCAACAGCUGCGUAUUAAGAAUGAGGGAGAAAAUUUCUCUUGGAUUGAACAUCAAAUGGAACAAUGCAUUGAAAGUGAUCUACAAUGUAAUAUAUGUUACGAAAUGUUCAUCAAGCCAACUGUGCUAAAUUGCUCUCAUACAUUUUGUCUUGAAUGCAUUGAGUCAUGGACUCGAAGAGUUAAUCACUGCCCAACAUGUCGAGUUUACGUUAAAAAUAAAUCAUACUGUCUAACUUUAGAUACCUAUUUAGACAAAAUAUCUGACUGGUUACCAGAUGAAAUAAAAACGAGGCGGGAAACUUUAAAAGUUGAACGUAAUAAUAAUAGAGUGGAGGUUAAUAGAAACCGAAGAAAUAAUGCGAGGAGAAGAAACCAUAGAAACCAAUCCAUGCGCCGAACAUUAGGUGUAUUAUGGGGUGAACGAGAUCGAGAUGGUGCUGAAUGGAAUAUUGCCCUGGAAGAAGCAUUAUUUGAUCCAAUACGUUUAGGUGAUGCAAUUGGUAGAAAUAGAGAUGAUAGGGAAGAUGAUGUAUGGUCUGAUAGCGACUUGGACAGAUAUUUUCCUUUUGAAUAACUGACUUGGAAAUCGAAUAUCAAUUGAGUUGAUGUGUAUGAUUAUGGUAUGAUAUACUUUACAAACUACUAUUAAAAUCAAACGUUACUAAAGUAACAAUCAAUUAUGUACCUAGACUUAAUAAUUAGUUUUUAAACGAUGUUUAUUUUUAUUUUUCUGUUUUCUAUGCAUUUGGUUAUUUUUGUGUAAUUGUAACUUAAUUAUUAAAAUUUUUUUUUUUGUGUAGUAUCUGUUCUAUAUCUGUUGUAUCGCCAGUAGAAUUAUUUUGUAUCGUUUUUUGACGCUAUUUAAUCAUUAAAUUAAGUUUUUAUUUUAAUGGAAAAAUAUUUUUUUCUCAAUUUGAUUUUCAACAUAUUAUGUUAAAAAAACACUAUUAUUGUUCUCUUAAUUAUUUUCAAGAAAAUUAUUGAUUUAUAUUAAUUUUUUAUAUAGAUUUGUUUAGUUGUUACUUUUAUAUAAUUUUAUAUAAUUUUUUGGGAUGGUAAAAAGUAAUCAAUUUUUUGUAACUUAUUAUUGUUUUUAUUAUUUUUGUUUGUUUUUUUAGAGAUACUCAAUGGAAAUGUCUAAUGAAAACCGAUUUUAAACCUGUUUUAUUGUAAAAAUCCUUUAUUUUAUUUUAAAUAUUAUACAGCUUAUAAUAAACAAACAUGAUGUGAUGUGUAAUAAAGAUUGUACAUACAUAAUUUUAAUAUAAAAUGACUCGUAAUAAUUAAAUUUAUCAUAUGUGUAUCAGUGUUGGCCGAAGUACUGCACUCAAUACAAUAUAUAUAUAUUAUUUAUAUAUUCUUAUUUAUGUUGCUCAUUACUAUUUUUCAUUAUAUUUUAAUCAGAUUAUAAAUUAUAAGUUAAAACAUAUUACUAUUUGCAAUACUAAAGUAAGGACUUAAUGUUAGGUUUUGUUUUUUUCUUCAUUUAAAACAAUAAAUAUGAUAUGAUCAUUUUUCAGCAAA
Rhopalosiphum padi (bird cherry-oat aphid) is the source of this 2290-nucleotide messenger RNA. RefSeq names its product probable E3 ubiquitin-protein ligase makorin-1. The transcript has 8 exons. Bases 363 to 1340 code for a protein of 325 amino acids. Gene Ontology annotation, molecular function: zinc ion binding; nucleic acid binding. The record is from RefSeq and is a predicted model, not a curated record. Lineage: Eukaryota; Metazoa; Arthropoda; Insecta; Hemiptera; Aphididae.